Molecule: messenger RNA, 363 nt
Organism: Helobdella robusta
Lineage: Eukaryota; Metazoa; Annelida; Clitellata; Rhynchobdellida; Glossiphoniidae
Exons: 1
Coding region: 1-363 (120 amino acids)
Source: RefSeq, a predicted model, not a curated record
AUGAACGUAGGUAACACUGCAAUUUUGGCUCAUGAGCUCGCCCGCUCUGGCAUCGACGUUGCUGCACUUAGCAAAAAGUUUGAGGAAAAAGGUGCCGGUUACACCUUUUUCUGCCAGGGUCGACCAACAGGAGAAAUGCGAACGGGUGGAGUUGGUUUUGCUAUUCGCAGUUCCUUCCUAAAGGCUGUUAACAAGGCUCCUUUUGGUAUUUCACUUCGGCUGAUGAGGAUGCAACUUAGCCUAGAAAAAAGCCAUACUGUCACUUUGAUCAGCUGCUCUGAGCCCACGCUUGGGGCAACAAAAGAAGAAAAAGAUUUGUCCUAUGUCCUUUUUUUAUUAUUAUUCUUUAAAAUCAGGAUCUGA